Messenger RNA from Eupeodes corollae, 1033 nucleotides. RefSeq lists its product as uncharacterized. The record is from RefSeq and is a predicted model, not a curated record. Bases 200 to 937 code for a protein of 245 amino acids. NCBI's taxonomy places the organism in Eukaryota, Metazoa, Arthropoda, Insecta, Diptera, Syrphidae. The transcript is spliced from 3 exons.
GGAAGCUAUAGUAAAUAAAUCUUGAAUAAAUUUGAAUAUUGAUUUUGUAUAUGUUAUUAGAUAUCCCAAAAUUGAAUAUCAAAUAGAAAGUGAUUGAUUGAAAGGAUUUGUUUUUGGAAAUCCACUUUAUCAACAUAUAAAUACUUCUUUUACUUCAGUUAGAAUUUUGUUGACCUAGAGCUAGGUUGGGAGAAGCAGAAUGAAGAAGAACUAUCGAGAAAAUAGGAAAGAUAAUCUUUGUUUUGGUACACGAAUUCCAAGGCAUCGCUUGCUGAAUUCAAAACUAUCAGACUAUCCUGGUCCAUUUGAAUACUGUCCCAAUGUGGGACUUAUCAAAAAGUAUCCCAAUAAAACUGGCUAUACUCUUAUAGCCAGUAAAACCCCAAGAAACAAAGAAAAUGGGAAAUUGAAGUGUGUCGUUCCUCCAGUCGGAACUUAUGACAUUGAUAGCCCCAAAUUUUGCAAAACAUCUGCAAAACCAUUUGGAAUUGGGGAAAAACUGAAGAACUAUUCAAGAUUUUUAACUCCAGCUCCUGGAACUUAUAACUUUUUCAAACGCCAAGUUCAGGUUUGUACUUCUUUUGGCCAUGACAGGAUACCAAUUCCAUUGGCUAUUAUUACCUGUGGACCAUUUAACAUGGCUUAUUGUUCGAAUUGUGAGCAAACGCCAAUUGGUGAUUAUUGGCACAAAAAUACAACAAGCCAAGACUUGUGUCGGCCUUGCAUGGAAGAGAAGUUAGCUGCUUUGAAAAAGUGUGGUACCAAAGUUGUAUUGAAGCACCGAAAGAUAAAGGAGCUUAAAAUGUACACCCUGAAACGUUAUUGUGGCUUUUUUCAUGAACACAAUGGCACCAAGGCAGCAGUUCAACAAAUGACAACCAAGGAUUUGAUAUUCAAGUUUCGUAAGGAAAAUUACCUAUCUUCGUUUGGUUUGUGAAAAAAACUAAUUUUAAAAAUCAAAUAAAAUAAUACAUACAAAUGUACAUACAUAAGUUUUCUUAAAGGCACAUGUGUUUAAUUAAAAUAUUUUUGA